Molecule: messenger RNA, 1368 nt
Organism: Episyrphus balteatus (marmalade hoverfly)
Lineage: Eukaryota; Metazoa; Arthropoda; Insecta; Diptera; Syrphidae
Product: required for meiotic nuclear division protein 1 homolog
Exons: 1
Coding region: 114-1292 (392 amino acids)
Biological process (GO): positive regulation of mitochondrial translation
Source: RefSeq, a predicted model, not a curated record
UCAGAAUUGUUGAAUAACCCUAUCAAGCGACUUCCCCCAUCACAAUUGCCGGUGAAACAUGCUUGAUUUCAUCACUUAAAUUAGUGCAUUCCAACAUCAAAUAUUCAUACAAAAUGAACUUCACCCGAGCUCUAUUUACGAAAGGAUUCGCUGUCAUUGCACAAACAACUGGACGAAGAGGCUUCCUAUCCGUCGCUGUCCCCGCCAACAAAAGUACGUAUUUAAACAACAAACAAGUAUUAUCAAUUCCAAAAAAUCUACAACUAUGUCGUCGAGUCCAUGAGAACUCAGUUCCAUUGCAAAUCAAAAAACGAAUCACUCGAAAGAAGCGAAAUGAAGAAGAAGACAUUGCAGCUCAGGGAUUCUUCAACGUAACCGCAUUUUCCACUGCCGAACAAUAUGAUUUAGAAUCAUUGGUCGUUGGCUUGGAAGAGCAGAAUUUGUACGCAGCUAAGAAGUUUUUUUCCACAGAUAAUUUGGGAGCUGAACAGGAUGUUCUUUAUGUAACUGCCAAGUAUAUGGUCAAUGGAGAAGCUAGAGAUAUAUUCUUCUUCCGCGAGGGUUCGGUUGUCAUGUGGAAUUUUAACGAAUUGGAAGCGAAUAACGUUCUGUCCUUUUUGAAACCAUACGAAAAAGAUGGUUACCUUAAACCGUUAGUUAAGGGUGAGAGCGAGAUUAUGCCUUACUCGUAUAUCCCUAUUCCAGUUGAAGAGAAUGUUCCACUGAGUAGCACUCAGGCAAUGUUCAAAAAUGGAAAGUUCUUCCUAUCCAAAGGGGAGCAGACAUUCUUGGAAAAGUAUACUUUUUCAAAUGCAAUGGCAACCUCAAUCAAACUGGGAAUCUGGGAGGCUACCUUGGAGAGGUUCAUCGACAACAUGCAAUAUCUAACUGAAGAUCUUAAAAAAGGUCGCCGCAUAAAAAUCGAUCGAGCUGAAGCUCUUCGAUUAACUGGCGAACUCUUUGCUCUGCGCCACAUGAUUAAUCUUAGUUCAGAUUUACUUGACACUCCCGAUUUCUAUUGGGAUCGUGAGGAACUUGAAACACUUUAUAUACAAGUUUGUUCAUAUUUUAGCAUUACUCGCAGGACGAAAGUUAUGAAUGAAAAAAUCAAUCAUUGUGUCGAAUUAGCCGAAUUGAUAUCGCAUAAUUUAAAUGACAAACAUCACAUUCGUUUGGAAUGGAUGAUUAUAAUAUUGAUUAUGGUGGAAGUUGGAUUUGAAAUUUUGCAUCAUAUGGAGAAUCAUUAUUAUAUUAAUGAACAAGAGACGACAGUUGUUCCUGUAGCACAUUGAGUACCUAGUACAAUUUAAAAAGAUGUUUUUCUUUGCGAAAAUAAAAUAAGUUUUAAGAAUGUUUUUUAUUAUUUAA